Drosophila serrata is the source of this 427-nucleotide messenger RNA. RefSeq lists its product as uncharacterized. Lineage: Eukaryota; Metazoa; Arthropoda; Insecta; Diptera; Drosophilidae. The record is from RefSeq and is a predicted model, not a curated record.
UGACAUUUGCGCUCGGUGCCUUUUUUGUUUGUCUUUAUAAAUCUCUAUAUAUUUUUUUUUAAUUAGUUGCUAAUAAUUUUAACAAAAUGGAAGAAGAUCUGUCUAGUUCGGAUAUAAUAACGCAGCUUAAGAAACGGCAUCUUCAGGUGAAUCACUUGGAGAGCUUGCCCCACGGACAGCUGGAGAAGAUUUAUCAGGAAUUUGCAGUGCCACAGCCAAGAAGGCAGCCCCGCAAUCGCUCCACUGCAGCGGCGACAGGUACCUCUUCCCUGGCCCUGCCCAUGGAAGUGGAGCAACUGACGCAGCGCAUCAAGACGACAGCCAUGCUGGGCCAGAAAAGAACGCUGGCUGUGGUGGAGAAACCCAGCUCCGAUUACCACGUCAAGCAAAUCAAGAUGGACCUUUCGUGACCCCCUUUUCAUAGCGA